GGAAACAGAAGAAGUGGAACCGUGGAGUUUGGAGGGGACAUUGAGCCCAUCAAUAGCGCAAGGGGGUUUGUCUUCCAAUUUGGAGCCGAAUCAAAGAAACUGUGGUAUCUUGCUGGGCCUGCUAUCUUCACAAGCCUCUGUCGGUACUCCCUGGGAGCAGUCACUCAAACCUUUGCUGGGCAUCUCGGGACGCUCGAACUCGCCGCCGUUUCCAUGGAGAAUUCCGUUAUUGCAGGGUUCUCGUUCGGUGUUAUGCUAGGAAUGGGAAGUGCAUUAGAAACUCUAUGCGGACACGCCUACGGGGCUGGGCAGCUUGACAUGCUUGAGAUUUACAUGCAGAGAUCAUGGGUCAUCCUAACUCCACGGCCCUUGUGACUUGUCCUUUGUAUAUUAUACAUCUUUGCUACUCCCGUUUUGAAACUAAUUGGGCAGGCCUCGGAGAUUGCAGAGUCAGCAGGAACGUUUGCAAUAUGGAUGAUCCCGCAGCUCUUUGCUUAUUCCAUGAACUAUCCCACAGCCAAGUUCCCGGCUCAGAGCAAGAUCAUGGUGAUGGCUUUAAUAGCACUUGUUGCGCUGGUCCUCCACACUUUCUUCAGUUGGUUGCUCAUCAUAAAGCUGGGUUGGGGACUGGUUGGUGCUGCUGUCGUGCUCGAUUCCUCUUGGUGGUUCAUUGUUAUUGCUCAAUUGGUGUACAUUUUCACCGGCACUUGUGGCCGAGCUUGGACCGGGUUCUCAUGGAAGGGCUUCACUCAUCUUUGGGACUUUUUCAAGCUUUCAUUGGCAUCUGCCAUCAUGCUCUGCCUAGAGUGUUGGUAUUACAUGGUGUUGAUUCUAUUUGGUGGAUACUUGAGCAACCCUGAGGUUUCAGUAGAUGCACUAUCCAUCUGCAUGAACAUCUUAGGUUGGACAAUAAUGGUAGCCUUUGGCUCAACUGCAGCAAUAAGUGUGAGGGUGUCAAAUGAAUUGGGAGCAGGAAACCCAAGGAGGGCAAAAUUUGCAGUGGUGGUCGUGGUGAUCUCCACCUUCAUCAUCGGCCUUGCCAUCUCUGCCGUUCUGCUCAUACUGAGGGAUUACUACCCCAAGGUAUUUACCAGCAGCCAGGAAGUGCAAGCGCUGGUCAAUCAGCUCACCCCUCUCCUUGCUCUCACCAUAGUCAUUGACAAUGUCCAGCCCGUUCUCUCAGGUGUUGCAAUCGGAGCAGGAUGGCAAGCAAUUGUAGCUUAUGUGAACGUGGGAUGCUACUACCUUUUCGGCCUUCCAUUGGGUUUAGUCUUGGGAUACAAAUUGAACUUGGGAGUCACGGGAAUUUGGAGCGGCAUGACGAUCGGAGUCGGCCUGCAAUCGCUGAUACUGUUGUCCAUGACCUAUAGAACCAACUGGAACAAAGAGGCUUCUCCUGCGUCCGAGAGGAUCAGAGUGUGGGGAGGACCAAGAACUCAGAUAAUGCUCCUGAAAAAUAGGCCAUCAUCACUAAUGUGA
Molecule: messenger RNA, 1479 nt
Organism: Nymphaea colorata (pocket water lily)
Lineage: Eukaryota; Viridiplantae; Streptophyta; Magnoliopsida; Nymphaeales; Nymphaeaceae
Product: protein DETOXIFICATION 29-like
Biological process (GO): xenobiotic detoxification by transmembrane export across the plasma membrane
Cellular component (GO): vacuolar membrane
Molecular function (GO): xenobiotic transmembrane transporter activity; antiporter activity
Source: RefSeq, a predicted model, not a curated record